Aspergillus piperis CBS 112811 is the source of this 1852-nucleotide messenger RNA. Its product is annotated as cytochrome B2. NCBI's taxonomy places the organism in Eukaryota, Fungi, Ascomycota, Eurotiomycetes, Eurotiales, Aspergillaceae. Gene Ontology annotation, molecular function: oxidoreductase activity. The transcript is spliced from 5 exons. Bases 1 to 1464 code for a protein of 487 amino acids. The record is from RefSeq and is a predicted model, not a curated record.
AUGGCUGGCACCAUGCAGAUCUCUGUGAGCGAAGUUGCCCAACAUUGCAGUCCCAGUGAUUGCUGGGUUGUGAUUAAUGGAGAUGUCUGGGAUUUGAGUAAAUUUGCUCCAAAACACCCAGGUGGCUGUGACGCCAUUCUUCGAUAUGCGGGACAAGACGCAUCCCAGGCUUACAAUGAAGUCCACGCCCCCGAUCUUAUAUCUAGGGUUCUUACUGCAAACGAACUUGUCGGUCAGCUCGAUCGGUCCUCUCUCGACACGCAGUGGCACAACAGCUCUGUCCGACAAGCAGCUCCUCGGCCCGCACUCAAGCCGCCUCUAAGUACCAUUCUCAGUGCCCGAGAUUUUGAAAUUGUUGCGCAGGAUACCUUCUCGAAGAAAGCGUGGACGUUUUACUCCUCAGGAGCUACAGAUCUGCUGUCUCUCAAAGCGAACAGAGUGCUCUAUGACCGCAUUUGGUUUCGGCCCCGGUUGCUGCGCAACGUGCGGGACGUAAGCACCAAAUGUACAGUCCAGGGUGUCGAAUGCUCGUUGCCAGUCAUUGUUGCUCCAGUGGCUCUGGCACAGCUAGCCAAUCCCAUCGGUGAGGAAGCCAUAGCAAAGGCAGCUGCCAGCAGAGGCAUCUUUCACUGUGUACCUAUCACAGCCUCCAGUCCAGUUGAAGACGUUAUCUCGGGCGUCCCUUACCCUGCGACCGUCUUUUUCUUUCAGUUAUACGUCGCUAAGAACAGAACAGUUUCUGAAUCACUUUUGCGUAGGGUUUGGGAUCUCGGUAUUCGCACCUUGUUCGUGACCAUUGAUGCACCUGUUGCUGGCAAACGUGAAGCCGAUGAGAAGGUAAAAGCACAAGGGAUGAUAGCAAUGCCAAUGACAGGCACUCGAUCAAGGGAAGAUGGCGCGGGGAGCGGUCUUACUCGAACUACUGGGUCGUUCAUUGACAGCUCACUCUGCUGGGAUGACCUCACGUGGCUGAAGGUACAAUGGCCCGGAAAGCUGGUCAUCAAGGGCAUACAGUCUGUAGAGGAUGCCCAGAUAGCAGCAGAAGCCGGUGUGAGUGGGAUUGUCCUGAGCAAUCACGGCGGGCGAAACCUCGACACCUCCCCUCCAGGUCUACUUACACUAUUGGAGUUGCAACGGCAUUUACCUUCAAUAUUCAGUCAGGUAGAAGUCUACGUUGAUGGAGGAGUCCGCCGUGGCACUGAUAUACUGAAAGCACUUUGCUUGGGAGCAAAGGCGGUUCUUGUUGGGCGGCCAUUUCUUUACUCCCUCGCCUACGGAGAGAAAGGGCCCCAGCAUCUUUUUGAUAUCUUUCAAGCCGAGCUUGAGACAGCCAUGAGGUUGGUCGGGAUCACGGACCUUUCGCAAGCACACCCAGCCUUUGUUAACACAAAUGAUCUCGAUCAUCUCGUCGUGAAAGAUGUGAGAGCUCAUGCUUCGCACAUAACACCACAUGCAAAGAUCUAAGUUGAGAGUAAGAAAAUCAAUAAGAACAUUUUAGUGAGAAAUGAAAAGGAGGAAAAAGAAUUACGACUAUAAUAAUAAUACAGAGCUUUAGAUAAGAUUUAUAAAAUGACAUUUGUCCGAAUACUCCGUGGACCUACAUCUUCAACUUUUCGGAUGAGGGGAAGUCAAUCAAAGCUUCUGGUUAUGGUGCAGAGUUUCUCAGCUUGCGGAGCACGUUCAAUCAACCCUUAUGAUGAUUACAGUACGAUUUGACAGUCGGUUUCCUGCUUUGGGGUAAUAAUCAUCAGCGGGUACCUCAAUAAUGCAACAAGGAUUCACAUACGAUCCCCUUGACUUUAAUGAUGGAAGCAUCGUUUCUUCAGUAGACAUAUAUGCUGCUUUUGACACA